This is a messenger RNA of Ostreococcus lucimarinus CCE9901, 1329 nucleotides long. RefSeq lists its product with no specific name. The record is from RefSeq and is a predicted model, not a curated record. Gene Ontology annotation, molecular function: methyltransferase activity. The coding region runs from base 62 to 1318 and encodes 418 amino acids. NCBI's taxonomy places the organism in Eukaryota, Viridiplantae, Chlorophyta, Mamiellophyceae, Mamiellales, Bathycoccaceae. The transcript has a single exon.
CCGACGCGCGCGCGAUCGACGCGAGCGCGCGCGAGCGCCGAAAUCCACGCGCGCGCGAACGAUGGCGUCCGCGACCGUCACCGCCGCGCCCGCGCGCGCGACGCGCGCGACGCGCCGUCGCGAUUCGUCGCGCUCGAGCGCGACGUCACCGCGCGCGACGUCGGCUCGAACGCGCGCGCGGGCGCGCGCGAGCUCGAGCUCGAGCGGCGCCCUGGACGCGCUGCUCGGCGCCACGAUCAUCGCACCGGGCGGCGACGCGAGCGUGCGCGCGAGCGUGCAAAAGUACUACGGCGAGACGCUGAGCACGAGCGACGACUUGAAGACGAGCGCGUGCUGCACGCCGAGCGAACAAAUCCCGAAAGCCGUGCGCGAGGCGCUGCGAGAGGUGCCGGAUGAGGUCAAGGCGAAAUACUACGGAUGCGGUAGUCCGACGCCGAUCGGGAUCGAUGGACUGCGCGUGCUGGAUUUGGGAAGCGGAAGCGGACGAGACUGUUACGUCGCGGCGAAGCUCGUCGGCGAAAACGGAAGCGUGUUGGGAGUGGACAUGACGGAUGGACAGUUGGAGGUGGCGAGAAAAUACGUGGAUGAAUACUGCACGAAGACGCUCGGGUACGCGAAGGCGAACAUGCGAUUUGAGAAGGGAACCAUUGAGGAUUUGAAAGCCGCGGGGGUGCCCGACGCGUCGGUGGACAUGAUCAUCAGCAACUGCGUCAUCAAUCUGAGCCCCGAUAAGCCCGCGGUGUUGAGCGAGGCGUACCGCGUCUUGGCGAACGGCGGCGAGUUUUACUUCAGCGACGUGUACUGCGACCGAAGACUUCAGGAAGAUUUGCGCUCGCACGAAAUUUUACUCGGCGAGUGCCUCGGCGGCGCCAUGUACGUCGAAGACUUCAAGCGUCUUUGCCAAGCCGUCGGCUUUACCGAUCCGCGCGUUUUGGCCGGUCACGAGAUCGAAGUGCGCGAUCCCGCGCUCGCAGAACUUUUGGGCGAGGCCAAGUUCUACUCCAUCACCUACCGCCUGUUCAAGCUUCCCCCGGGUUGCUUGGAGACGCUCUGCGAAGACUACGGCCAAUACGCCGUGUACAACGGCGGCUUACCGGGCGCGCCGAACGCGUACCAACUCGACGACCAUCACCGAUUCGAAAAGAACAAACCCAUGCUCGUGUGCGGGAACACGGGAUCCAUGGUCGGCGAGACCUGGCUCGGCAAGUACUUCACCCUCGUCGGCGACCGCUCCACGCACUACGGCUUGUUCGAUUGCGGUCCGUCGCCCGUCGCCGCCUCAUCCAGCGCCGCCCCCGCCGGCGGCGCGUGCUGUUGACCGCGCCCGAC